CAAACACACGCAACUACACAAGGGAUCCCGAAAAACAACCACGCCUAAUUACCACGCGAGCGCGCGCACUGUCUAUCCCCCGCUUCAUCAUCCAUCCAUCCAUCCCAUCGAUCCUCUCCCACAACCUGCUCCUCCCCCUCCCCCUCCGACGCGCGAAGAUCCGAGCGCGGUCAAUGCGAACGCCAAAGGUAGAUGAGUCGCGCGCUUCGCGUCCCUGCUUCCCAAUCGGUCGUGUCGCCUUAGCUAGCUGAGUCAAAUUCACACGCAUACAGAGAGAGAGAGAGAGAGAGAGAGAGAGAGAGAGAGAGAGCAGUAGUAGUAGAUAUAGAUAGGCUCAUCGCUCAUCGCGGAUAGAUCCCCGCCUCCUCUUCACUCUCCCCAGAAAACCCAGCAAGCCUCCACCCCGCCGCGCCUGGACCGCGUCGCGUCCACGCCGCAACAGAGACAGACGCUCCAAGAGGAGGAGGAGACGAAGAGAUAGCUAUGGACUUCGCGAGUACUUCGAGUAGGUUUUCCAAAGAGGAGGACGAGGAGGAAGAGCAGGAGGAGGAGGACGAGGAGGCCUCCCCGCGCGAGAUCCCCUUCAUGACAGCUGCAGUCACGACGGCCUCCACCGCCUCGUCGUCCUUGCCUUCCGCUGCGGCUUCUUCUGCGUCGGGUUCAGCGGCCUUGCGCUCAAGCCACGGCGCUGGCGCGUCCGGAAGCGGCGGCGGCGGCGGGAACGACGACGUUGAGGUGAUCGAGAAGGAGCACAUGUUCGACAAGGUGGUGACGCCGAGCGACGUGGGGAAGCUCAACCGGCUGGUGAUCCCAAAGCAGCACGCAGAGAAGUACUUCCCGCUGGACGCGGCGGCCAACGAGAAGGGCCUCCUGCUCAGCUUCGAGGACCGCGCCGGCAAGCUCUGGCGCUUCCGCUAUUCCUACUGGAACAGCAGCCAGAGCUACGUCAUGACCAAGGGAUGGAGCCGCUUCGUCAAGGAGAAGCGCCUCGACGCCGGGGACACCGUCUCCUUCUGCCGCGGCGCCGGCGAGGCAGCGCGGGACCGCCUCUUCAUCGACUGGAAGCGCCGAGCCAACGUCCGAGACCCGCAUCGCCUUCCGCGCCUCCCGCUCCCAUUGGCGCCCGCCGCCUCGCCUUACGGCCCGUGGGGCGGCGGCGCGGGCGGCUUCUUAAUGCCGCCCGCGCCGCCCGCCACACUCUACGAGCACCACCGCCUCCGUCAGGGCCUCGACUUCCGCAACAUCAACGACGCCGCGCAGGCCAGGCAGCUCCUCUUCUUCGGCUCAGCGGGCGUGGCCCCGCGCGGGCCCAUGCUGCCGCCACCGCCGCCGCAGAUGCACAUUACGGUGCAACCGAGCCCCGCGGUCACGGGCGGCCUGCCCAUGGUUCUCGACUCGGUGCCACUCGUCAACAGCCCGACGGCUGCCGCGAAGCGCGUCCGCCUAUUCGGAGUCAACCUCGACAACCCUCAGCAAGGUAGCGGCGAGUCAAGCCAUGACGCCAACGCAUUGUCGCUGCGGAUGCCUGGAUGGCAAAGGCCAACACAAUUAAGGUUUCUCGAAUCGCCUCUGCACGGUGCCACCGGUGCAACUGGAGCCGAGUCUUCUGCAGCGUCGUCGCCAUCGUCGUCGUCGUCCUCCAAGAGAGAAGCGCAUUCCUCAUUGGAUCUCGAUCUGUGAGCCGGAUCGAUCAGGGGACCUCGAUCGGGAGCGUACAAAAGGAAAGUUCAACAAUCCUUCCUUCCGCCCGUUUCAUCUUCUUCACCUUUUGAGAUUCCGUUAUAACUUUGAUGAUAGGAUCUAGCGUUUAACAUUUUAUUUUCCAAUUUUUGUUCUGGCCAUUCAAAUUCUUGUGUUGGCUUGACUAUAUAUAGAGAGAAGUUAGGCGAAUCGAUUAAUUUUUAAUGCUUUCAUAUGGUUUCAAUUCUUGUUCA
Messenger RNA from Phragmites australis (common reed), 1934 nucleotides. RefSeq names its product B3 domain-containing protein Os02g0683500-like. Gene Ontology annotation, molecular function: DNA-binding transcription factor activity; DNA binding. The record is from RefSeq and is a predicted model, not a curated record. The transcript has a single exon. Lineage: Eukaryota; Viridiplantae; Streptophyta; Magnoliopsida; Poales; Poaceae. Bases 484 to 1680 code for a protein of 398 amino acids.